AUGGGUGGUGUCACCGUUCGCGAUGUGGACGCGCAGAAGUUCAUCGCUGCCUACUCUGCUUUCCUGAAGCGUCAGGGCAAGCUCCCCAUCCCUGGAUGGGUUGACACUGUCAAGACUUCUUCCUCCAACGAGCUCCCUCCCCAGGACGCCGACUGGUACUACGUCCGCGCCGCUGCCGUUGCCCGUCACAUCUACAUGCGCAAGACCGUCGGUGUCGGCCGCCUGCGCAAGGUCCACGGCUCGACCAAGAACCGUGGCUCCCGCCCCAACCACCACGUCGAUGCCUCCGGCUCCGUCGACCGCAAGGUCAUCCAGUCUCUCGAGAAGAUCGGUGUCCUUGAGUACGAUGAGGAGAAGGGCGGUCGCCGCAUUACCCAGGCCGGCCAGCGGGAUCUUGACCGGAUUGCCAAGACCACCGUUGACGAGGAGGAGGAGGACGAGGAGUAA
Aspergillus lentulus is the source of this 447-nucleotide messenger RNA. RefSeq names its product 40S ribosomal protein eS19. Gene Ontology annotation, cellular component: cytosolic small ribosomal subunit; ribosome. NCBI's taxonomy places the organism in Eukaryota, Fungi, Ascomycota, Eurotiomycetes, Eurotiales, Aspergillaceae. Gene Ontology annotation, molecular function: structural constituent of ribosome; RNA binding. The record is from RefSeq and is a predicted model, not a curated record. Gene Ontology annotation, biological process: ribosomal small subunit assembly; translation.